CUUGCAAAUGUACUACUAAAAUUCAACGAAGAUAUCUUCAAAAGGCUCUGCCAGCUUCCAAGAACCAGAUGAUCGAUGUAUCAGGCACAAUCCACUUCGGAGCAGAUCAUCACUUAACAUAAUGUCUGUAUUCCGUCACAGCAGUUCAAUCCUCCUCAAGCAAAGUACCUUUUGCCGAACACCCAAAUUCCUCUACGCGAAGGUUCAUUAUCGAGUGGCCUCGAGCGACUCUCUAAGCGCCCACCACGCAUGUUCCAAACCCUGCAGCUUGUCCUUCAGCAACCAUGAUAAGAAGAAACACAGUCAUCAACUCCAUCCACAAAACCAGCCCCGUCUCCAAAAACACCCCACCAACAUGCUCCGCCGCAUCACCCCCCGCCUAACCCGCUACCUCACCGCCCACCCCAAACGAGCAGCCUUCCACACCACCAACAUCCUCCUCGCAGUCCCAGGAGUCAUCACAACUCCGCUCUUAACAGCCGUUGGAUUCACCUCUGACGGCGUCCGUCCAAGUAAGAACGCAACCUCACCAAAGUACCUACUCAGUUUACAAAUCUCCAUCUCCCACAGAAUCCCUUGCGUCUGCCUGGCAGUCAUCCACAAAACCAAUUCAGGCGGACAGCGUAUUCGCAACGUGCCAAUCUGCUGCGGCGAGUUUUCUGUUCUGUGUUUGUCUGCACUGCUGAUUGGAGUAGAGGGGUGGAGAGGGCGGGGAGAGUGUCGCGACUUUCGCGCGUGGAACUGCUGGUGUGGCGGAGAGCGUGGGGUUCGUGAUUUAUAUGGGUAUGCGUGCGAGGAGGUGGUGGUGUUAGGGGAUCGGGGGUUGGAGUACUUUAGUGGGAUGCGAGUAAGGCUGAUGUGAGAGUGUGAUGGGAUGUGAAGUGAUGUGGAGGGAGGCUCUGGUUAGUCGAAAUACUGGGAAUAAAGAUACAGUGACAACUACGUCUAGGAUUGC
Messenger RNA from Dothidotthia symphoricarpi CBS 119687, 955 nucleotides. RefSeq lists its product as uncharacterized. The coding region runs from base 122 to 862 and encodes 246 amino acids. The record is from RefSeq and is a predicted model, not a curated record. The transcript has a single exon. Lineage: Eukaryota; Fungi; Ascomycota; Dothideomycetes; Pleosporales; Dothidotthiaceae.